Molecule: messenger RNA, 2700 nt
Organism: Seriola dumerili (greater amberjack)
Lineage: Eukaryota; Metazoa; Chordata; Actinopteri; Carangiformes; Carangidae
Gene: slc47a1
Product: multidrug and toxin extrusion protein 1-like
Exons: 17
Coding region: 47-2029 (660 amino acids)
Biological process (GO): xenobiotic detoxification by transmembrane export across the plasma membrane
Cellular component (GO): membrane
Molecular function (GO): antiporter activity; xenobiotic transmembrane transporter activity
Source: RefSeq, a predicted model, not a curated record
AGCUUUUCUCCCUUCUCGCUCCCAUCUCUCUUCUUUUACUGUUUGAAUGGAGAAGCUGGGUUCCGCGGAACCUGCACAACCCUCGCUGGGUGCAGAACCCGUUGCUGGGGUUUCUGUUGCCAAGACGGCAGUGGCUGAGGGAGAUGAGGUGGUGGAAGUAGUCAGCUCCAAACUGUUUCGGUGUGCGUGUGUGAGACGCUGGCUACCACUGGCCUACAGAGAGGAACUCUACCAUGUCUUGCGGCUCACGGGCCCACUGCUGCUGUCUCGGAUUCUGAACUUCCUCCUGCCUUUUGUUAUCACCAUAUUCUGUGGUCACAUUGGCAAUGCAGAACUGGCUGGAUACGCACUGGCCUCAGCGACCAUUAAUUUGACCACAACUGCAACAGGCUAUGGCCUAGCUGUGGCCUGUGACACACUGAUUUCUCAGACAUUUGGCAGAAAGAACAUGAAACGUGUGGGAGUGAUUCUCCAGAGGAGUUCACUGAUCCUGCUGCUGUUCUGUCUGCCCUGUUGGGCCCUUCUCAUCAACGCACAAAACUUACUACUCAUCUUGUACCAAGAGAAUGAGGUGGCAAGAAUUGCCCAACUGUACGUGAUGGCAUAUCUACCAGCUGUUCCAGCCAUGUUUCUGCACCAGCUGCAGGUUGCCUACCUACAAAACCAAGGGAUUAUUCUGCCUCAGAUGUACACAGCAGCAGCGGCAAACAUUUUUAACUUGGGGUUCAACUACGUCUUAAUCAUCAGCUUCGAGUUGGGUGUCAUUGGGUCAGCAAUUGCUAACAGCCUCUCUCAGAUCACCAUCUGCCUGCUGUUGUUUGGCUACAUCAGAUGGAAGAAGCUCUAUCAGAAGACAUGGGGAGGCUGGUCCACUGACUGUUUGCAGGAAUGGGGCCUGUUUAUGAAGCUGGCUAUUCCCAGUGCAUUCAUGGUCUACUUUGAAUGGUGGAUCUGGGAGAUCGGAGGUUUCCUUGCCGGUGUGCUUGGCGAGGUAGAUCUUGGUGCCCAGCAUGUGUUGGUGGAAGUAGGAGCCAUAACAUAUAUGUUCCCUCUAGGCGUCCAUGCAGCUACCUGUGUACGUGUUGGCAAUGCUCUGGGGGCUGGAGACACUGCCAGGGCCAUAGUCACCUGCAAAGUGGCCCUGGUUCUAUCAGGAGUGCUUGCGGUGUUCCAGGGUAUCGUCAUUGCUGGCUGUAAGUCCGUUGUCGGCUACAUAUUUACCUCUGAUGAAAACAUUGUGGAGAUUGUCUCAGAGAACCUCACAGUCUACACAUUUCUACAAUUCUUUGACGCACUUCUGUGUGUCUGCUCAGGGAUUCUUGUAGGAUCUGGGAUGCAGAAAAUUGCCGCCUUGUCUAACCUGGUGUGUUACUACUGCAUCGGUCUGCCGGUGGGAAUAGCUUUGAUGUUUGCCGCCCAGCUCAGAAUAUUAGGCUUUUGGCUGGGUCUCUUAAUAAGUGUUUUCCUUGAGACGGGCUUCUUUCUUCUUGUAAUCUUCAAACUCAAUUGGAAGAAAGUCACACACAAGGCUCAAAUGCGAGCUGGAAAGAAAGUGGUAGUGAUACCAAAACGUCCGGCUAGUACAAUGCUGAAUGAAGCGAUGGUGCCUGACGUCUCUGACUGUCCUAACACACAGCAUCUUUGCACCCUGAAGGCCCAGUUGGAGAGUGAAGAGGUUCCUAAAGCAGAUGGCUACAGUCCAGUCAACAACCAGGACCUGCAGCUGAAAGCAAGUUAUGAGGCUGAGGGCAACAACAAUAAUGCAGGAGGUGCUGAGGGGGAUGCUGAGCAGAGCAAAAAUAAUGCAAGCACCAAACCUCAAGCGCUGCUCUCCGUCACUCAGCUGAUAUUGCGUCGGGGACUCACCUUCUUGGUUUCAGUUCUUAUUUUGGCUGUAGGUGUUGCUUGCCAUUUUGCUUUCCCUGCCCCGGAGCCCUCUGCUCAGAGCAGGGCCAACUUUACGCUGAACUGGGCCAAUGCCUCCACUCCUACGCCACCGGCUCCUCUGGACCUGACCCCAAACCUCUGAGCUACAGUAUCUUUGACCUCUGAAUGUUGACACCUAGUGGCUGAACACAGUCUUCAUAAACGGACAAUUUACUCCUGAAGAGAAAAGUAUUAAAUUCCUUCUCAUAAACCUGGGUUGUUAUUUUGUAAAACUACAGCCUGACAUGGGCGACUGCCUCUAUCUUGCAUGAAGAAAAAAGAUGUCUCAGUGCUGCACUGCUGAGCAAAUCCGCAUAAGGCAGAAGCAAUAUCAAAAGAGACUGAGACUGGCAGGAUGAACAAAGGUCUUGCUACAAAGAUAAUGUUUUAACCUGCUCAGCCUUUACACAUUACAAAUCCCUCACUAAGAGACCACAUGGGCAUUAAGGAACAGAUGUUUUUCCACCGAUAGCUUUUGAUUUUUGAACCUAUUCUUGAUUUACAUAUUGCACUGUGACAUAUAUCUUCUUUCUUACUGACCUCAAAUCGUUUUCUGGUGUUUUAACUUUAAGUAUAAGAUUGACUGUAAAUAUUUGAGGUAAAAUUUACAUGUAUCUCUAUAUUACUGUAUUGUCUUCCUUUAUCAUUGUCCUGAUAUCUUCAGGACAGAGGUGAUUAAUAAAUAAUAAGCUAGUUUUUGUUUUUACUGUAUAUGUAUUGUCAAUAAUAUCAUGUACUGUGGUACUACCCUAAUCAAUAAAAAAUGACUUUAAA